UUUAUUCUUUUUUUUUAAUUUAACGAUAAUUUUAUAAGAAUUAAAUAUAACUAUAUAAUUAAAUAAAAUUAAUAUAGAUAAUUUUUAAGUAAAAUUAAUUAAAAAAAAAUAUUUUUGAUGAAUAAUCUUUUUAAAUAAUUUAUUACUAUACUUUUACUAUAAUUUAUGAAAAAUAAUACAAAUAUUUUAUUAAAAUUAAUAAUUAUUCUUCUAUUAAGAGUUAUUAAAUACUUCCUUUUAUAUUUAUUUUCACUAUAAAUAAAUUUAUAUUAUUUUUAUUGCAUAAAGAUGAAAAUCAAUGAAUUUAUAUAAUUCUAUUAAUAUAAUUAUAUGAAUUUCCAAUAAUUACAAUUUUAAAUGUAUUAAUAAUUAUUUAAAUACCGCGGUCAUUUGAUUUACGCGCAUUUCAUGAAUAUAGAAAAUUAAUUGCGAUUAUAUAUAUAGUAUAUAUUUUUACACAAAAAGCAAAUCAAUAUAUUGCAAAAAUUAGUAUUUAACAAAUUUUAAAUAAAUAUUUAUAAUUACAUAAAUAAAAUUAAACUAUAUAUGUUGAAAAAUAUUUGAAAUAAUUUAGGGAAAAUUGGACAAUCUGGAUGUGGGUCGAUUCUGAGACUGUACGUUAAAUUAUGCUUUUUGGAACGUAUACAGAGAAGUUACUGGAAGAUUCGGAACAAGUACGACAGAACAGUAGUUACCGCAUAUUACGUGUGCGUUGAUAAUAUAAUUUUUAAUUUCUAUCGGCGUAUUCAACUUUUUUCAAUAUGUCAGACUGGGACACUACUCCUAUUACUCUGCGAAAACGUCCCCCAAAAGCUUCAGUACUUAAAUCGGAACAAGCAGUGAAUGCUGCACGUCGUCAAGGUUUCGUGGUUGAAACUCAAGCAAAAUGGGGUGGAGGAACAAAUAAACAACACGUAGCAACUAAAAACACUGCUAAAUUGGAUAGAGAAACAGAAGAAUUAAAACAUGAUAAAAUUCCACUUGAUCUUGGUAAAUUAAUUCAACAGGGAAGACAAAGUAAAGGAUUAUCUCAAAAAGAUCUUGCAACAAAAGUGAAUGAAAAAGCACAAGUUAUCAAUGACUAUGAAGCAGGUCGUGGAAUACCAAAUCAAAUGGUGAUUGGCAAAAUUGAACGAGUGUUGGGAAUAAAAUUACGUGGCAAAGAUCGUGGUAAACCAUUAUCAACUCCUGGGAAUAAAAAGUGAAUUUUGUGAAGAAGAAUCUGUACUUCAUACCUUCAUAUAUUGUUCCCUACACAGAACUGCAAGAAAAAUUGUAGGAUUGAGAACAAUUCUCACACUCUUUAACUUUCGUUAUUUUAUUAUAUUCUUUAAAAUAAAAUGUUAUUUUAUUAAAUAUAUUAUUGUUUAUUAUAAAGUAAAUUGUUAUAGUAUGUCUUCAUGUAUAAAAUACAAGAAGCACACUCUUAUUUAAUUUUAAAUGUUAUGUGUUCAGUUCUUACAUUGCAGACAUUAAUUUAUAGAUUAAUUUAUAUACAAUUUUGUUACAUUUUUGAAAUACAUCUGAUUACUAUUAUUGUGAUAUACAUUUAUGAAUAUAUUUUACAAUUUGAUUAAUGUAGGCUAAAUAAAAUAGUAUUAAUGCAAAUAGAAAUAAAAGAUUAAUAUGUGUAUGCAUAUAAAUCAUUGGUUUGAUAACAUUUAUACAUACACAUACACAUUCAUUUCAAUGUAUAAUAUGAUAAGAAUUAUAAUAGUUGUAUAUAAAAAUAAAAAAUUAUUAAAUAAAUAUUAA
Messenger RNA from Apis cerana (Asiatic honeybee), 1755 nucleotides. RefSeq names its product multiprotein bridging factor 1 (gene mbf1). The record is from RefSeq and is a predicted model, not a curated record. NCBI's taxonomy places the organism in Eukaryota, Metazoa, Arthropoda, Insecta, Hymenoptera, Apidae. Gene Ontology annotation, cellular component: nucleus. Gene Ontology annotation, molecular function: DNA binding.